CUGCACAUAAUCACAAUAUCUGGUUGGUAGUUUGGUACAUCUUUGUCACGGAUGAAAAAGCAUUUGAAACUUGUGCAUAUUGCCUGUCUUUGCUUGUAAGAUUUCUUUGUUGUGUUCUUAUUGUUCUGAAGAGCGUGUUUGUAAGGAACAUCCCAAUGGCGUACAAGAUGAAAGGGAUCUUCAAGGGCCUCAAGGUCAUCUCCCAGAUCUUUGUCUUCUCUGUUGCUUCCUCUGUCCCUCUGAAUGAUUAUUGCAGUAGUGAAGGAGCAUGAGAUGCAGAUUGGUAGCCCGACAGAUGUGAAGCACGUUGCGCACAUCGGUUGGGAUGGCCUGACAGGGAAUGUUUCUCCAAGCUGGAUGAAUGACAUCAGGGCAUCGUCUGAACUUCUGUCUUUGGGCAACUUUGCACCAUCUGCAGGGACCUCCUGGGCUUCUCAAGAUUUCGACCAGCCUCGAGGCUCGUCAUCCUUUGCCACACCGUCAGAGAACGCCAGCCUGCAGCAAGGCACAGCUGCACCUCCUGACAUACCACGGCCGCCGGCGCAGAGGAAGACGAGGCGGAGGAGGAGGUCCACCAGCGACUGUCCGGUGCCUUCUUCUUCGUCGUCGUCGAGGCCCAGCGACUCCGCCAUGGCGCCAGCUUCCGCUGCCUCUGAUGCCAAUGCCACGCAAGAUCCAAACUGCAAGUCUGCAGCAUGAAGUCCAGCGUUGAUUGAUCCGGGCGUGUGCAACUUGUGCAGGCAGUGCUGUGUACCAAUUGUACAUUUUACUGGUUUGGAGUGCGGAUGAAUCGAAGGCGAUCGUAGUCUCGUAGAGAAAAAAAAACUGCAGUUUGAUCGUCGUGUUUGGUUGUGAGUUUGUGACUAACCAGACAAGUUAAGAUCAGGGCUCGUUUACAAACGCGUGAUUCAGAAAACGGAGAAAUAAGAAAAAGAUUUUGGUAGAAAAGCAAGCACAAAAUACGUGACUGCAAAACAUAUAAAAAUACAUGAAUGCUCGUUUAAAUAGACCACAAGAAAAACAUGGAAAUAGAUCGAGAGAGACAUGCUCAAAAGAAAUUUCCUAUGAGAUAAGAGGCUAGAACUCUUGCUAACUUUACUCCAAAAUCUAUAUGUAUCAAGUCAUUUCUUAGAAA
Messenger RNA from Oryza brachyantha (malo sina), 1135 nucleotides. RefSeq names its product CRIB domain-containing protein RIC10-like. Bases 244 to 699 code for a protein of 151 amino acids. Lineage: Eukaryota; Viridiplantae; Streptophyta; Magnoliopsida; Poales; Poaceae. The record is from RefSeq and is a predicted model, not a curated record. The transcript has 4 exons.